ACCGUACCACAUUUUGUCGCAUCUUGUCAUCGAGUAGCAAAGUUGCCAUAGUUCACCUCCAAGACUCAGACCGACUCCACAGAUCUCAUUACAUUUUCCACCUCAGCACUCAUGGCUCCAACGCUAAGAACCAGGGGCAAUGCACAAGCCUCGAAGACUGUUGCUAGUACUGGAAGUAAGAGAAAACGAGGUGGAACUUCAGCUACACAUGCGGAUCCGGCACCAAAGAAAAGGAAAGGGAAGAAGGCACCGGACGCUGUUCCCGACAAACGAACAGCUUGCCAGAAAGCUGCUGAUGAUGAGGCAAUCAUCAAGGAGUUCCGCAUCAAGUUCCAUCCGAUGUUCUUCCCACCGCAUCCAGGCGAUGUCCCUGAAGAACAUCAGACGAAGUUCAAGCAUAUUCAGCAACUGGGCAGGAUGAGUUACGAGUCGUAUGCGAUACAACCUCGACCUGACACCAUCGAUAAGCCAUGGGAGCUCGAGAACAAGAAGCGGGCUAAGCAGAUGAUCUACUGGGCUGUUCGAUCGAGAGAUGAUUACCAGAACGAGGAUAGCUGGAGAAUGGAACUUGAGCCCUACGUCUUUGAACGUUUCAAGAUCGAAGUUGGAUGCCAGGGGUGUCGGAGACGUCUGUGGGAAUCCUGCAUCCAGGUGGAUCCGAAACACAGUAAUAGUCGAACGACGUCUCUCGUCGAGCGUCAGAAACGUCGUUCAGUAUGCUCGUGUGAGCCAUUGGCCAAACAGCAUAGCAUUUUGAGUACAGGACUGACAGAUAUCUUCACCUGUCGUAUUGGCGAGCGAAGCUUCAUCCAGAAUGAUCCGGAGAAUCGCCAUCGGACUGAGAUGCGGCCUGAUCGAAUCCACGGACUAAGGACUACAGAAGCCAUGGAAGAGAGCUUGCAGCAAUUACACGUUUCCCACUUGGGAGAGAACACUGCGCUCGGAUAUUUGUCUAAGAGACUGACUAUAAGCUGCAAUCCAGACAGUAGUGGACGACCCUGUAUAUAUCCUUUCCUAGCGAUCGAAGCCAAAAGCCACAAAGGCAAUAGCAAUUGGAAAGGCAUCGAGACGCAAACGGCAAUACCAAUACGAAAUCAUCUGUACCUACAGCUUCAACUCCAAGAGGACCCAGACAACAAGAUGAAGGUACCUGGAGGCCCGCUAUCUUGGUUUCUUUCGUACAAGGGUGAAGAGUGGAAGGUAUACGGGUGUUACGUCACAAAGUCCAGUCCAGACAGUCUGCCUUAUUACAAAGUAAUCCUCCUGUGGCAGGGGAGUAUCACCGGCCACGAUGCAGCACUCCAAUUGGUUCUCAUUAUGGACUAUAUCGUUGAUUGGGCGCGUGAUAUCUACCCGCCUAAUAUCAUAAGACAACUGAAGUCUGUAGUAGACAAAGGUCAGCAGUCAUCCUACACAGUCACCGCAGACCCCGAUAUCCUCUCAAGGACUGGUUAUGCAAACUCUCGGGUUGGCGACGGACCUUUCGCUGCCAUCAGCAGAGUUGGAACGGCUGAGAUGUUUGCGAAACCAGCCUUCGAUGCAAAAAACUCCACCAUUGUGCCUUCUUUUGAACCUCUCUUCAAGAGCACUGGAGACCAUGUCGAUAUAAGGGUCUGGGAAAGCGCCAAGUACGAGUCACGAGUACGAGGACUGUAUAUCACCGGAACCGACGAUGAUGCUAAGAAAAACAUCAUGAAAGCGGGCUGGAAAAGAUUGAGAACGGUUCAUGCGAGCCGCUGUUGGUUCUUCUUAUCGAGCGCCCAGGGAAUCAAAAUCAUCGAACAGGCAUGGACCGGGCUCGAAGUCACCAAAGACGUCAAGGAUCUUCCACAGCAGAAAAUCUUGCUUUCACUUUAUGUGCGAUACCGCAAGGACAGUGACGGUGCGCCUAUUCGAGAACUGACGUAUAUUGCGCUCACUGAGUCAGUCGCCCAGGGCAUGUGGAUGAUGGACGACAUUUUAGCGCAGAAAGAGCUAGAUGUUCACGCCGACGAACUUGAGCACAAGCUGCGUGAAGCCUGGGCUUCGAGUCCCGAGAGCUACUUUCGGCGUUACGCCAGCGACCAGACUAACGUGCUUUGUGCCACCGCAUCUGAGCAAGAAAAACUGGAUGAGCGUGUCGUCCUCAGCUUCCACAGCGACAGCGAAGUCGUGCCCUGGGCAAGAAGACUAGAUGAAUUCAUCAAGCGCACUUGCGAGAACCCACGAGCGGUGCUUCACAAAACUUACGCACCAUGUUUUCGAUACACAAAGGCUAUCCAUUCGCUUACCGUGAAGCCCCAUUGUCUCCCAGACCCUACCCAGGACUGUGUUUUCAUAAACGCGGAAGCGAUUUCCACUGGUAUAUGCGCCUACAUCACGAAUUCAGCAUCUGAAGAAGUCGACGCUACAUGGGUAAUCCAACAUCUUGCGCAGAUGGUAGCGGUCUUUUGGGACAGCAGACGACAAGAGGAAGCUCGAGAAAACACCUUUUAUGAAAAAUUGCAACAUAGAGAAGCAGCCUUCUAUCCGGGACAACGAAAUGCCGACAAUGAUAUCCUACUCUGGAUCGUGUCAGAUCCUCAAUGGGACUUGUACACUGCGAUCAAGCCUACUUUGACAAUGCCUGGCAUGAACGAAGUCCAUGAACGUCUGGCAUGGUACCGCAAAGUGUUGCUCAGACACAAAUGUGGAUCAGGUACUUACAGAAUGAAUUCAUACCGGCAUCGCUACAGAAACGUUCAAGGGGAUAUUCGGAAAGCUUGCAAGAAUUGCGACUUCAAGGAGUCGUGGCGAUCUGACGCCCCUGAAUAUCAUUACUGCGACGAAGACUUCAUGCCAGAAUAGCUUCCUUAGAGUAGUUUCAGACAGUCACAUGUAAACUCAUCUUCAUCACCACAUGUCGAACUUGUAAGCUCUAAGAGGUAUUAUCAAUAUAGUAGAUAACCACCCACUCCCCAUUUUAGACGCAACAGGCAACAUGAAAGUAAAGUCCACAGUGUGAAGCUCAGAUGAGAGAUCAACCGUAAAGUCCCAAUCCAUCUAGCUGUAUACAAGAAGCAACAUAAACAAGGAGCGCAUGUAGGAAACAUGUCCACUCCGCUUGCGGAGGUUUGCUCAAUACAAACGCAUCUUAAUCGCACGCUGCUAACCCAGCGCUGGGAAAGAGGGAAUAUGCAGCCUACAUCCCACCACAAAAAGAUAGAUACAUAGAACAAAGUGUCUCUUGGAUACUACAGCUCAUGGAGCCGAGAUGCAAGACACAGGCAGGACCGACAAGAACUUGGUGGGAGAGUCAUCACGAUAGACGAUGAGGUGACUGUAACGUUCGACAUGAUAC
This is a messenger RNA of Alternaria rosae, 3319 nucleotides long. RefSeq lists its product as uncharacterized. The transcript has 4 exons. NCBI's taxonomy places the organism in Eukaryota, Fungi, Ascomycota, Dothideomycetes, Pleosporales, Pleosporaceae. Bases 112 to 2826 code for a protein of 904 amino acids. The record is from RefSeq and is a predicted model, not a curated record.